Molecule: messenger RNA, 986 nt
Organism: Prorocentrum cordatum
Lineage: Eukaryota; Dinophyceae; Prorocentrales; Prorocentraceae
Source: the annotation of a GenBank genome assembly
GGAGCUGAUGGCCAAAGUUCAGUCCUUUAUCGACGAGCCGUCCGCCGACCAGGACGUCGAGGUCCGCGCCGUCUUCCCGGACGAGCUUUUCGAGGAGCUCGCCAGCUCCAUGGCCGCGGAGGGCUGGGACGGCAUCCAGGAGACGCGGGAGCUCUGGAAGAGUGACUUCUCCAGACGGAAGAUCAUCAACGGGUUCUUGAAGGACAAGCAGAUCGGCGCGAAGCGCUUCGCCUCCAUGCCCGACCGGAUCACGAACACGAUCAACCUCGCCGGCGGCGGCGUGUCUUGCCGCCCGACCGUCAUCAACAACUACGAGGAGCUGCUGCCCGACAUCCCAGCCUGGUGGGCGGCGUGGAGGGCGUGGAUGUUCUCGCGGGAGCUGGAAAUGCCCGCCAAGGGCGGAGGCACCAAGAAGGCCAGGCCUUGCAGCAUGCUGGAGCGGAUCCCUCGCGCGAAGUACCCUGCUGUCACCGAGGCGGAGGAGAGGAUCAGCGUGCCCCUGCAGACGCUCUGCUGCGCCAUCUUCGACGCCAUCCUGGUGCACAUGCUCAACGCGGUGGGCCCCACGACGUGGCACGGCGUCAAGAUGUCUCUGUGCAGGACGCUCUCCACCAACAAAGUGGCGCUCACGAUUAGCAUCCUCGAGACACAGUACGUCGAGUGUGAUAUAGUGUUUCUACAGGAGUGCUCCGCGGUCUUCGCGGACACCAUCGCCUCGACGCCCACCCUCGCGGCGGAGUUCCACGUCCUGAAGCCCGCGGCCCUGGACCACAAGCGCGACCAGAACAGCCUGAUCCUCGUGUCGAGGAGGAGCUUCGACGGCCCCGCGGCCGAGGAGGUCACCAGCGCCGUCGAGGCGAGGAUAAAGGAGGCCACCGGCAUCACGCUCGCCCAGGGCGACCUCUGCGCGUACGUGGUGCCCCCGGCCGGUGGCGACGCGGGGAGCAAGUGGCUGCUGUGCUCCUUCCACGGCGACACCGACGGGC